Messenger RNA from Impatiens glandulifera, 782 nucleotides. RefSeq lists its product as uncharacterized. Lineage: Eukaryota; Viridiplantae; Streptophyta; Magnoliopsida; Ericales; Balsaminaceae. The transcript has 2 exons. Bases 44 to 376 code for a protein of 110 amino acids. The record is from RefSeq and is a predicted model, not a curated record.
AUAUACACUGUCGAGAAAUAUGUAGAACCUGAAUAAUAUUCUAAUGUUUCUUAACUUUCAUUUGCGCCUUGUUUUACCUUGUGAUUUCUUCUCUCACACAGUGGAUGGAGACGAUGUAUUUGAGGUACCCGUUUCAGAUUUCUUCUUAAAUCAACAGACCUGUUGCUUGUUUCUGUCAAAGUUGGCCUCGUUCUCUUCAUUUUCUACUACGAAAAUCUCUACAAGCCUUAGGAAAUCCUCAAUUGCGAUGGCGAUUGAUAAGGGGAAGAAGAAAUUCGAUUUUCGUAGCUUCGUCUCCAAACCAGAUGAAGCUGUCGAUUUCUUUCUCGAAGUUGUUUUGCUCAAGGAGGAGAACUCUUUAACAACUGAAUCUUGAGCUGGAAAGUGAUCUUGGACUGAAGAGGAGUAAGCAAUGUCUUCUUCUCAAUUGUUAAUUACAGUAAUAUUUGAAUUCAAAUUGUUUAAUCUAUUGAUAUGUAGUGAGACACUAUGAAUUUGUAUACUUGAUUCAUGAAGAUCACAAUGAAGAGGUGGAGAAUGUAAAUGUUAAAAAUAAUAAAUAAUUAAUAAUCUUGGAAAACAUUUAAUGUGAUGGUGAAGCUCAAUUGUUGAAGAUGAAGCGUGAAGGAAGAUGAAGCUCAAGAGAUGCAUUAUUUAGUGUCAUAAAUUGUAUUUAUUUUGAGUUCUAGAUUGUUCCAUCUUUUCCUUUAAAUUGAGAGUCUCUCAUUAGUUUUUCAUAUAUAAAAAUUAAGUGAGCUGUAGCUACUUAAGAAUUCUAUCAA